This is a messenger RNA of Dreissena polymorpha, 4553 nucleotides long. RefSeq names its product integrator complex subunit 7-like. Gene Ontology annotation, biological process: snRNA 3'-end processing. NCBI's taxonomy places the organism in Eukaryota, Metazoa, Mollusca, Bivalvia, Myida, Dreissenidae. The transcript is spliced from 21 exons. The record is from RefSeq and is a predicted model, not a curated record. Gene Ontology annotation, cellular component: integrator complex. The coding region runs from base 52 to 2913 and encodes 953 amino acids.
UGAAGUUACCAAACGCUUCUUUAUACUCAUAUCAUUGAUACAGAUGUCAAGAUGGCAGCGCCCGUCUCGACGUUUCACAAAUCACAUACAAAGUCAUUUAAACACGACGUUUCACCCUUUGACCAAGAACAAGAUGCAAAUUCAGCAUUAUCUGAUCUGGACAGAGGAUUGAGGUCAAUGAAGGUUGGAGUUCAGUGUGAAGCAGUGGUUCGAUUUCCAGGACUGUUUGAGAAAUACCCAUUUCCCAUCCUUAUCAACUCUGCAUUUCUCAGACUAGCAGAUGUUUUCAGAGCAGGUAACAACUUUAUCCGUUGGUGCAUUCUUCGUGUGACACAUGAAAGUGAGAAACACCUCGACAAGAUACUCAAUGUGGACGAGUUCAUGAGGAGGAUAUUCUCCGUUUAUCACAGCAAUGACCCUGUGGCAAGGGCCGUAACUCUCAGGGUAUUGGCCAACAUUUCCUUGAUCAUAUCAGAGCGCAAGAACAUCCAUCACAGCAUCACUGUCAGUCUGGACUCCCAUGAUGCUGUCGAGGUUCAGGCUGCCAUAUAUGCAGCACAAAAAUUCUCUGAACAAUCAAGGGUGUUUGCGGCGAACAUCUGUGACAAGAUAUCGGAGAUGAUCCAUAGCGUGGCGACGCCUGUGGAUCUGAAGCUGUCCCUUAUUCCCGUCCUACAGUUCAUGCACCAUGAUGUUUCCAUGGCAACGAAGGCUCGCAACGUGUGCCUGAAGUUACUUGACAGCUACCCGGCAGAGAAGUUCAAGGUUCAGACACUGAGUGUGAUGUCCCACCUGGCCUCUCUCUCCCUCAUUGAUAUACCAGCACAGAUAGAUCUGCUAUUGGAACACGUUUGCACCGACCCUCGCAGUCAUGUAGGCAUCGUGUGUCUGCAGGAACUGCACACGCUUGCAUUGAAGACCCCUCACCUGUGGACGUAUAAUCAUAUCAUGCGCCUCUGUGAGUACUUCCUUAAGAGGGACAGCCACUCAUCCAAGCUGCUCAGCAUGAAUAUCCUUGCCCAGCUGUCCAAGUCUGUCACCUUCAACCUGAUCUUCACUAAGUCGGAUUUCCACGACGUGUUUCUGUCAGUUUGCAACCAUUGUUACGCUUCACCCAGUUACGCUCUGGCUGCGAGAGUGAUUGAGUUCUACACACACAUAGUCAUUGCCUACUGCAAAUCAAAGACCCUAGAGUACUGGUCUGGUCAGAACCUCGUCGAGGGAGCAGUGACUGCCAUACAGACACAGAUUCUCAUCAUGGCCUCCGAGGCCAGCGACACCAAGAAUCUCAAGCUUUGUUUGAAGUGUGCAGUAGAUAUGGUGAAAUCCCAUCCAAAGACUGCCGAUUCUUUUGCCACUUGCAUUGCUGACUUGUUACCAGAUGUCCAAGAGCCUGUGAACUCUAUCCUUAGUGAGAGUCUUGCAGCCAUUGGUUCCCUGCACCAGACCAUGAUGCCCCAGUCUGUGGUCCCCCAGAUACUUCCAUUGCUUGAAGGCCCCUCCCACAGACACACCCACCAGAUGCAGGUGUACCUCUGCACAGUGCUUUUCCAAGUGGCAGAAGGGAAGCCAUUGCCUGUGCACAUUGAGGACACGAUCACUGCCUGCUUCUUUGAGGCAGACCCUUGGCUGGGGUACAAACUGUCUCGCGCUGGAAUGAGAUAUGGGCAGAGUGGAGUAGCCCACAAAAUAUUGUCAUCUCUUGCACUUGAGGUGGCCUCAGAGCAUUUCCAUUUCUGGCUGAAUGGACUUCGAGAUAUCUGCAAGGCUGAAAGUGAGCUGCAGAAACCUGGCACCCCUAUAGGAGUCAUACAAGAAGCUUUGGCCUGGUACCAUAGGGGUCUGACCUCUCUUAAGGCUGCGGUGGUUCUCAGCUUUCCCCUGCAGUUCCAGUGUGAGUACAUUCAGCUGAGAGCCAGUCUGCUGGAAUCCCACACCCAACUGUUAAGGACGUGCAACACCUUCAAGACAUGCCCUCCACCAGCAAUAGCAACACAUAAAGCACAGGCCAAGGGGCUAGAGAUCACCAAAUAUGAACACAUUGUAUCACAGCUGGGCAAGACAGGGGCAGAGUACUCUCGCCUCAGUGAGAUGCUGGCCACUUUGUAUCAGCAGUCCUUUGAUGCUGACCCUGACUCUCUCAUACAUCUGCAGCUGUUACAGACAAGCUGUGAAUUGAUGAAAUUGGCAAUCACCUCCAUAGCGCAGACAGGCAAUGACGGCCAAACUUUGCCUGCUGAUAAAAUGGUGCUAGGUCUAGGGGAGGUAACUGGUGACAAAUACAAGCAGCUGUUGAACACAAUCAAUGCAGAGUUAACAUCCCUUAUCAACACUGAAGGCACACAAGUGAUCACAUACAAGCACAUGUCAUUCUUAACUAGUUCUGCCCACAAGUUGGCUACAUCUCCCUGCUGUUUCCCGAGGUACUUCUUCCAGAGUCUGCAGCAAACAGCCCUCAAGCUGGCUAUAUCUCCCCAGCAGACCGGUACAGAGCCAGUGCUGGUCCAGAAUGACACGUACCUCGCCCUGACGGUGGAGGGCAUCAUUCAGCACGGCGCCAGACCAGGCCGCUUCAGGAAGGUCAAGGCCAUCAGUGUCAGUGUCGUCUCCAACAUCAUUUCCCGCACUCUCACAAACUCAGAUCAGAAGCUGACAGAGUCCACAGGUAACACCCUGGAGCAAGCAGUGGAGCCUCACAACGACUACUUCACGCUCAGCUUCAUUCUCCGCUUUCCCGUCCUAGGCCUGCACGCGGUUACCAUCCAGGCAGCCAUCUUGGACACGGCAGGCGCCAAGUGGCACACGGGACCGCGCGUCGGGCUCCAGGUGAAGUCGUACGACGACGCCAUUCAGAAGCAGCAGCAGGUAAAACACGCACAGAGGCCCACGUACAGUCAGCUGCUUAACUCUUGAUACCCUGGGAUGAAAAUGGUGGUAUUAAGAAUGAAACUGAAAAAGAGAAACAGUUGACAUUUUUAAUAAGCUGUUUAACUUGUGAGACCCUGAGAUGGGAAUGAUGGGAUUGAGUAUGAAACUCUUGAACUCUUGAGAUUGAGAUGAAACUCAACAUUAGGGAACUGGUAAUACUAAGCGGAUGUCUGAAGUGCUUUGUGUUCCCUGAAUGUGUGUGGGCACUUCCAUGUCAAUGAAGAAAACGAAAGAACUCUUGACAGAGUAUGAAUUGAGUGUGAUGUACAAUUGAAAAGGUGCUGUUGUGCUUUAGAUAUGUACGUAACAAUAUACAGCCACGUUUUUGUUUAACUUUUUAUGAAAUGGUUUAUGAUAGAAAUCAUGUACUCUGUGCUUACCAUAAAAUGUAAGUUAACGUUCUGUUGUUAUAUUCGUACAAAUAAAUAUGUGGUCUAAUUUUGAUGUAACAACAAAAAUGCUGGGCAUUUCUAUUGUAAGGACACAUUGUUGGAAUGGAUUUAACCAUAAAACAAAUUGUCAUCGGUAUAUGUUAUUUAUUUAUUUUGGCGCAAUUGUAUGUCACAUGGUAAUGUAUGACGUCAUGACGUAAUUUCCUGUCAUUUUUGACGUUGAAAAACAUUUACUUUAUUGAUGUACAAGACAGUAAAAAAGAUGUAGUGAAUUCAUAUUUGUAAAACUUGAUAAAGCCCAUUUGGGCGCAAUAUUGUAAUUAAAAGAGUGUUUUUUACCAUGGAAAUAGAUUUGAUUCAACCAAUUUAAACAAUUUUUAAACAAUCAUAGAAGUCAGCCCCAAAGUGCUUAACAGAAAAUAAAAUUUCUAGGACAGUAUGUGAGGAAUGUCGUUUUAAUUGUUGAUGUCAAUGGCUGAAGAAAAGGACUGGAGGUCUUCUUAUUGAAAGUUGAAAUACAGAGGUACAUAUAUCUCGGUCACUCAAUGAAAAUCCUAAUGGUAAUGACUAAGCUAUGGAUGAGAAAACCGAAUAACGCCCAAUGAGAUCUGGAGACUGGUGUAGAGGGCAUGGUGGGUUACAAGUUAGACCGAAAAUGCAGUACUUUCCUGUAACCAACUGAUACAUAAUCAAAUGAGUGGUGUUCUAAGAAAACUGGGCAAAAUGCAUGUGCGUAAAGUGCCAUCCCAGGGACAACACAGGCUAAUCUGGGACGACACUUUACCCACAUGCAUUAAGCCCAGUUUUCUCAGAACAAGGCUCAAAUGAUUUGUUAUGUUUUGACAAACAUACAAUUUGAGGUACAUUCUUGUAAAUUGUGCAUUGUAAUAUAACGCUUGUGCAUGACCCUACAUGAAUUUGUUCUCAAGAAAUUGCAUAUGUUUUCUAGGUGGCUAUGCAAGCAAUAUGCAUGCAUUAUGAUAAGAAAAUUAUGUGUCCUUAUUCCAUUAAUGGAAUGCAAUAUGAGUAAACGAAUGUAAUUGUGUUUCAACAAUUUUCCGGAGAGGAUUUAUUUAUGCCUUUUUGCCGCUUUGUUUGUUCGAUUUGUUUCGGCAUGUUUUUUUCUGUGCUGCGAACAUGUUAGCAAGACCUUUGCUACCUUGUAAAUUGUCGACCCUUAAGAACGCUCAUGUUUGUUUGGGUAAUAACAAAAUAAAUAUACGAUGUCACUCA